AUGGUAUCACAAAACAACGCAACUCCGUCAAUCCCUAAUCAAGCCAUGCCAAAUAACAUUGAUCCAAUAAAUUUUGGCAAAUACGAUUUUUUACUUUCACAACUAACUGAUGAAGAAUUGCAAAUAAUACGAAAUCCACCCUUGACUCUGUCUCUAACUAUUGAAGAAUUUUUCGCUCCUGCAAAGAGACCUACAAAAAACCCAAACCCACCUCGUUCAUUAAAUAUUAAAGCAGAAGAAAAAGUCAAACGUUUCUUCCAAAUUUUAGCAAAACUUCAUAAACUAUAUCAUGAACUUAAAUAUCCCUUC
Dentiscutata heterogama is the source of this 309-nucleotide messenger RNA. Lineage: Eukaryota; Fungi; Glomeromycota; Glomeromycetes; Diversisporales; Gigasporaceae. The record is from the annotation of a GenBank genome assembly.